Lepisosteus oculatus (spotted gar) is the source of this 1994-nucleotide messenger RNA. RefSeq names its product acyl-CoA dehydrogenase family, member 8 (gene acad8). NCBI's taxonomy places the organism in Eukaryota, Metazoa, Chordata, Actinopteri, Semionotiformes, Lepisosteidae. Gene Ontology annotation, molecular function: acyl-CoA dehydrogenase activity; flavin adenine dinucleotide binding. The record is from RefSeq and is a predicted model, not a curated record. Gene Ontology annotation, biological process: lipid metabolic process. Gene Ontology annotation, cellular component: mitochondrion.
ACCCUUAUGUUCAUGUCGGUGUCUUUCUAUGUUCUAGACGCACAGACACGUUGUAGCGGUCAUGGCGUUGGCAGUGACUCGGACUUUCGGGCUCUUGCCCAGGCUUGGGUCGUGUGUUUGCAGAACGCGUCGAUUAAUAUUAAACAGGAUACACAGACGAAGUGUAGUAUCUUGCAUUGAUCCCAGCCUGGGUCUCACUGAUGAACAAAAGGAGUUUCAGAAAGUGGCCUUUGAUUUCGCUGCCAAUGAAAUGGCGCCACACAUGGCAGAAUGGGACGAAAAGGAAAUAUUUCCAGUGGACACCAUGAGGAGUGCUGCCCAGCUGGGUUUUGGGGGAAUCUACGUUCGGCCCGAUGUGGGCGGCUCGGGCCUGACUCGGCUCGACACCUCCGUCAUCUUUGAGGCCCUGUCCACGGGCUGCGUCAGCACGACCGCCUACAUGAGCAUUCACAACAUGUGUGCCUGGAUGAUCGAUACCUUCGGGAAUGACGAGCAGAGGCACAAGUACUGUCCUGCGCUGUGCACCAUGGAAAAAUUUGCUUCCUACUGCCUGACGGAGCCAGGCAGUGGAAGUGAUGCAGCUUCAUUACUGACAACAGCGAAACUGGAAGGUGAUCAUUAUAUCCUAAACGGCUCUAAGGCCUUCAUCAGCGGGGGCGGCGAUACGGACGUGUACGUGGUCAUGUGUCGGACUGGGGGGAAGGGAGCAAAGGGAAUAUCCUGCCUUGUGGUGGAGAAAGGAGCACCGGGACUCAGCUUUGGCAAAAAAGAAAAGAAGGUGGGGUGGAACUCCCAGCCCACCCGCGCGGUGAUCUUCGAGGACUGCGCGGUCCCCGUAGCCAGCCGGCUGGGGGAGGAAGGCCAGGGCUUCAACAUCGCCAUGAAGGGGCUGAAUGGGGGAAGGAUCAACAUCGCUUCCUGUUCGCUAGGGGCAGCCCACGCCUGUGUCUUCCUGGCCCGAGACCACCUCAGAGUGCGUAAGCAGUUUGGGGAACCACUCUCCAACAGCCAGUUCCUGCAGUUCAGGCUGGCAGAGAUGGCGACCAAGCUGGUGGCCUCGCGGCUCAUGGUGCGGCAGGCAGCGGCGGCCCUCCAGGAGGACCGGGAUGACGCCGUGUCCCUCUGCUCCAUGGCAAAGCUCUUUGCCACCGACGAGUGUUUCAGGAUUUGUAAUCAAGCACUACAGAUGCACGGAGGCUAUGGCUACCUCAAGGAUUAUGCGGUGCAGCAGUUCGUCCGGGACAUUAGAGUGCAUCAGAUAUUAGAAGGCACCAAUGAAGUGAUGCGUAUGAUUGUUUCAAGGAAUCUGUUGAUGGACCAAUAAACCUCUGUAGCUUGAGGACACUCCCAAGGUCAAAUCCAGCACGUCACCUUCAGAACUGAAAAAAUGGGCACCAUCUUUCAUAAUGCAACCUCAUGCCCUCUCCUGGGUUGUGAUACGUUUGUUUAUGAAAGAAAUUGGUAUUUUGUUUUGAUAGAUACCUCACCAUCUAAGGGUCUCUGUCUUCUUCUGCAAACAGUUUUUAUCAUUUAAUAUUUAAACAAAGCGGUUUUAGUUUUGUGUAUUUCAGGUCAAUACCCGACUUUAUCUCAGUAUCUCUAAUGCAGCAGAUCAUGAAUGACAAGCAGUUUGUUUUUGUUUUCUUCAUGUAUUAAUUGUGGGACAAAUUUACAAGGUAUUGCAUUAGAAGGAAAAAAACAGCUUGCUAUUUUGAAGGGAGCUUAACUCAUUGUAGGCUAAAUCAUUUUAAAAUAUCCAUGCAGCCUUAAGAUAAUGUUUUAAAGUUAACGCUCUCAAAAAUCGCUCAUGACCUUUGUGACAAAAUUACUUAUCUCCAGUAGACUCUUCAGGUUGUUAGAACACUUGCUCUGUCCAUGAUAACGGUGAAGUAUUUCUAUUUGACAGACAUACUGUACAAAGUGCUUCCUGUAAAGUAACAAGUUGUGAUAUAAGAAUGGUUUCACACUAAAAUAAAAUUUCUGAUUUCAAUCAA